AUGUAUACAGACCAAUUUGACCUCGACGAUGCUAUGACAAUACCGGAUAAUCCCGAAGCCAGACAAGAAGCAGUGAUCCGUUUGGUUUCAGAGUUGUCGACGGUAGAUAAAGCAACGGACCAAUUUGACCUGGUUGAUGCUCUGACAAUGCCGGAUAAUCCUGAAGCCAGGCGACAAGCAGUGAUCUGUUUGGUUUCGGAGAUGGCAACGGUUGAUGAUGCGACGGGUGAUUGCUCAAUUUGCUUUCAAAGUUUGUCGGAGGGAACUCCUAAACAAGUCUCAUGCAACCAUGUCUAUCACCGGCAGUGCAUCACCGAUUGGCUCUUAAACGGCAGAAGCAAUACUUGUCCUAUGUGUCGCCAUGACAUCUAG
Molecule: messenger RNA, 372 nt
Organism: Durio zibethinus
Lineage: Eukaryota; Viridiplantae; Streptophyta; Magnoliopsida; Malvales; Malvaceae
Source: RefSeq, a predicted model, not a curated record